Messenger RNA from Eutrema salsugineum, 2350 nucleotides. RefSeq lists its product as uncharacterized. NCBI's taxonomy places the organism in Eukaryota, Viridiplantae, Streptophyta, Magnoliopsida, Brassicales, Brassicaceae. The transcript is spliced from 2 exons. The record is from RefSeq and is a predicted model, not a curated record. The coding region runs from base 273 to 1133 and encodes 286 amino acids.
ACCCUAGCUCUCGGUUUUCUCUCUAGCGCCGCUUUGUACGGACUGUAUGGACACCGAUUUUCUCAAGAAUUUCGCUUCUUCCUUCUUUGAAUCUUGUCUCGGAUACUUUGAUCUCCUUUUCCCCUCGCUUGUUGCUCUGUUGUUCCAUAGUUAGCCAGCUCAGUUUCUGUUUUUAACAGUGCAUUUGCUUGGUCUUUCUUCUCUGGUCACCAUUUUCCCGUAACUUCUCAUCUCCCCUGUUUCUAGCUCACUGCUACGGGUUACUCUGUGGAAUGUCAAACCAUCGUGAUGACCUAUCCGUUCCAAGAGACCGGAGAUCUCUGCAAGAGGAUGAACCCAUCAGGAUUCCAAGAUUUGACAACUCGGCUUUGCUGGCUCGUUUCCGACUCACUCUCAUCGGUCGGACCUUUCACCAAGGAAGAAGCACUGAGGCUUUGCUCGCCUUCAUGCCUCGGGCUGGAAUCUGGGACCUGGAUGGCAGAGUUCAGGGUCACGACCUUGGGAAUGGUCGAUUCUUUUUUGACUUCGAAACUGAGGAGGACUUGCAUAAGGUCCUCAAGCGCAGACCCUGUCACUUCAAUUGCUGGACCUUUUCACUAGAGAGGUGGGAAUCCAACAUCCGGGAUGAUUUCUCGAGCACUGUAACCUUCUGGAUAACAAUCAGAGGAGUACCUCUUCACUACUGGGUGGAUGAAGCUUUUCGGAAGAUUAGAGAGGCUUUGGGUCAUGUCGAAGAAGUGGAUGUGAAGGAUAGAAGGGUCAAUGUUACUGUCGAUGAUUCUCGGUCUCUCUUUAUGGAGCGUCGAGAUCAGUUUGACAAUGGUGAUGAGGUCUCUGUGACCCUCCAGUAUGAACGCCUUUACCGUUACUGUUUCACCUGCAACAUGAUUUUGCAUGAGGAAAGGAAUUGCCCGUUGUUAUCAGAUCGUGAGCGUCAGGAUAACAUGGCUCACCGAUCUGCCCUGAUUUCGGCUGGUAACGAGCGACUAAGAGAGGAACCGAUUUCUGAUCCACACCAGCGUGAAUCUCCUGCUCGGGAUGUUCCUGAGCGGCUUACCCUGGGUGGAAAUGAUCGGAGAGAGCAUCUCUCUGCAAAGAGGACCGCGAUCUCUCUACCAUUGGGCAAAGCUUAGAUCCUGCAGCUGCAGAGAUCCCCACCAAGGGAGACUCUAAGCUUUGCCCAAUGGUAACCCCUUCGUCUUCCUCGUUCUCAGGCUCUGGACUCUGAACGAGAAGCUGGAAACCAUCGCUCCAUUAUUGCUGCUGAUAAGGGGAAAGCUGUCGCAGAAGAGGAAGAUCCAGUUGACUCUGAGAGAUCGCAUAGGCGUAUGUUUGAAUAUGGUUCAGGUUCAGGCACAGCUGUUUCUCCUCUGCAGAAUGCUCUGUCUCGGGGAGCUGAUGUUACUACAACCGAGCCGACUACUCCUCUAGCUCUGGCACUAGUGGACACUAAAAUGACGAUUGAAGGGGAGAAGAACCUCUUUGGUGAGGAGGUGGUUCCCUUCGACUGGGAGGAUCUUGCUGAUGAUAUUGCUGAAGAGGAACUCGCCAUUAAGCUCGCCAAGGAGGACCGAUUAAAUGAUCUUCCAAAUGAGGAGCUUGUUGUUGAUCCUGCUGAUAAGGAGCUUGAUGAAGAUUUUACUAAGGAGGAUGAUAACCUGGAAUUUAUGGAGUAAGACCUUCGGAUCCUCGGGGAGGCACUCGCUGAUGCUUUUGAUGGUGUGAGCCAGGAGCAUACUAUCUCUGAAACGCUGGUGCCCAUUGUUUAUGAAAUCAGGGAGACCCCAGCGUCUUCUCAGUCCCCAACGAGCAGACGUUCUCGUUCUCCUAAGCAAGUUAAGGCUGCUCUCUCCGAGGCUGGUGACCCUAAAGGUAAAAAGAAUCGUCAGCUCUUUACUACCGGUUCAAGAAAGCAUGUGGAAGAAAGGAAGAAGAUCCCCAGAAGUCCCAAAGGGGUUGGAGUUGCAAUCUCUAAGAAGCUCAAGCCUUUCCACGGCAAGAACUCUCCUAAGAAGAAACCUGGAUCAACUCAAGGAGGAUCUAGGGGUUUGGUGGGGUCCCAGAACCCACCCAAGCCCACCAUAUGAGGACAAUCGCAAAGACCAACAGCUCGUCGACUGUAAGAGAUAUGUCGGAGAUUCUCUCCAAGUUUUUUAUUUCUCUCUGAGACAAAGAACGAUCGUUUUUUUCUGCAGAAUGUGCAAGUAACUCUUGGUUUUGAUAAUCUCCACACUGUUGAACCUGAGGGUACUAGUGGAGGAUUAGCUCUUAUGUAUUCUAAAGAUUUUCCGGUUAAGAUUUUAUUCUCUGAUGAUUGUUUAUUUGAUAUUGAGACUUUUAUCGAUGGAAG